This is a messenger RNA of Carya illinoinensis, 3421 nucleotides long. Its product is annotated as formin-like protein 1. Gene Ontology annotation, molecular function: actin filament binding. Bases 229 to 3141 code for a protein of 970 amino acids. Gene Ontology annotation, biological process: actin nucleation; actin cytoskeleton organization. Lineage: Eukaryota; Viridiplantae; Streptophyta; Magnoliopsida; Fagales; Juglandaceae. The transcript has 4 exons. The record is from RefSeq and is a predicted model, not a curated record.
AUUUACCUUUCGCCUUCCCCGUCUUGAGAGAGAGAGAGAGAAAGAGAAAGAGAAAGAGAGAGAGAAAGAUUCAACCUUUUCAGACUCCCCUUUCACAACUUCCUUCGCACACGCAAACACUGCAACGAGAAGCCAAAUGACUCCCUUCCUGCUAUCUGUUUUUCUCAACAAUUUCUCCCUCGCUCUCUUCCUCCUCGGUUGAGAGUCUAACAACCCCCUCCUUACACAAUGCCCGCCAUCCUCUUCCUCCUCCUCUUCCUCUCCGCGCCUCGACAUUCCUUCGCCGCCCCCAUUGUUGGCCGCAGAAUCCUCCAUCAGCCUUUGCUUCCUCUCAAUUCUCUCCCUCCUUCUCAACCUCCCUCCCCAUCUCCCCCUACUCCCAAAUACCCGUUUUCCAAUACCACUCCUAACCAGUCUCCCUUUUUCCCAUCCGAUUCUUCCCCACCUCCUCCUCCCUCCCCAGCCUCCUUUGCCUCCUUUCCUGCCAAUAUCUCCUCUCUCAUUCUCCCUGAAUCUCGUUCUUCCAAACACACUUCUCCAAAACUCGUCGCCGCCGUCGUCGGUGCCGCAGUCUCCGCCGCUAUACUCGUCGGUAUUGCUGUCUUCUUCUAUCGCCGGCGCUUGAAUCGCCGUGGCUUCGCCGACGACAAGACUUUCACGUCGGAUAAUAGUAUCAGGUUGUUCCCUGCCAAUGCGAGGGGCACGAAUGGAAUCCUCAAUGUCACCGCCGGUAAUUCUGAGUUUCUGUACCUGGGCACGUUGGUCGACUCGCGGGUAAUCGAUGAACGCACCGUCAACGCUAACGGUAGUAAUGGGGGUGGUGGUUUAGUUACUCGAAAGCCGGAUUCGCCGGAGCUUCACCCGCUCCCCCCCCUUACUAGGCAGAGCUCUCUUAUUGUUGACGAUGACGGGGAUGAAGAGGAGUUUUACUCCCCUAGAGGGUCUUUGGGUGGCACCGGAUCCAGCUCCCUCAGAGUGUUUGUGGCCGAGAAGAAAAAAUGCAGCGAGACCAGUUCCUCUUCGUAUUCGUCUUCGAGUUCAGGUUCGCCUGCUCGGUCUCACUCGAUUAGCCUCUCUCCGCCGGUUAGUUUGAGCCCCAGAAGAUCGCAACCCAAAACUCCACCACAAGCACGAAAUGCAUCUCCAAGACUCUCGAACGUUGUCGUCUCUCGUGAAAAUGUGGCGUCUUCGUCUUCUGCAUCCUCAACCCCAGAGAGAGGUUCGGACAUAAACCUAGAUGCUUCUUUAAGAUCAUGGAAUCAAAAUCUGGAGUCUUCUCCGUUGCCGUCAGAGAAGAACCCGUUUGGGUCUCCAAGAAUAUCAAAUGUCUCAGAUCAAAUGUCUCCUCCGCCUUCCAAAGUCCCAAAUUUGUCUUCAUCACCCAAUGCUUCGGAUCGAAAUCUUCGGCAAUCAUCCACUCCUUCACUAACUUCUUCAUCGCCGUCUCCGCCGGCUUCUCCGGAGCGUAAUUCGGAGGAUAAUACAUCAACAAGAUCUAGUGUUGAGCAGUCUCCAGGGAGAGCUAUCAGUGCUCCAUCACUGAUGCAUUGUAUUCCACCCCCUCCACCAGCUCCCCCGAGGCCACCAGCUCCGAUGCCUAUGCUCAGACACUGGAAAACUACAGAUUCUUCAACACCCAUUGCUCAGUCCAAGCCCAUCUCUGUGCCGCCUGCACUCAUACCUCCUUCGAGGCCUUUUGUAUUGCAAAUCCCAGCAGAGGUUUCUCCAAUUGAAUUGCCACUCAAUUCAACAUCCACAGAAAAGAGCGACGAGACUCCAAAGCCCAAGUUAAAGCCGUUACAUUGGGAUAAAGUUAGAGCCAGCUCUGACCGUGAAAUGGUGUGGGAUCACCUCAGAUCUAGCUCUUUUAAAUUGAAUGAGGAAAUGAUAGAGACAUUGUUUGUUGUGAACACACCGAAUUCGAAACUUAAAGAAACAACUCCACGCCCGGUUCUCCCCUCGCCAAAUCAAGAAAAUAGAGUGCUUGAUCCCAAAAAGGCGCAGAAUAUUGCAAUUUCGCUAAGGGCCCUUAAUGUGACCACAGAGGAAGUCUGCGAUGCCCUUUUAGAAGGUAAUGCAGAUGCACUUGGUACCGAAUUACUUGAAAGUUUAUUGAAGAUGGCUCCAACCAAAGAAGAAGAACGUAAACUGAAGGAGUGCAAAGAUGAUUCACCAAUCAAGCUUGGUCCAGCUGAGAAAUUUCUGAAGGCACUGCUUGAUAUACCUUUAGCAUUCAAAAGGGUGGAUGCAAUGCUUUACAUAGCUAAUUUUGAGUCCGAGGUUGAGUACCUUAAAAAAUCUUUUGAAACUCUAGAGGCUGCCUGUGAAGAACUGAGAAGCAGCAGGAUGUUUUUAAAGCUUCUAGAUGCUGUGUUAAAGACUGGGAACCGCAUGAACGUUGGGACAAACCGUGGUGAUGCCCAUGCCUUCAAGCUUGAUACACUUCUCAAGCUUGUUGAUGUCAAGGGGGCAGAUGGAAAAACCACUCUGUUGCAUUUUGUUGUACAAGAAAUUAUAAGAACGGAAGGUGCUCGACUCUCAGGUACCAACCAAACUCCAAAGUCUACUUCGAGUGAAGAUGCCAAGUGUAGGAAGCUUGGCCUUCAGAUUGUUUCUGGUCUUAGUUCAGAGCUCAGCAACGUGAAGAAAGCUGCUGCAAUGGACUCUGAUGUGCUUAGCAGUGAAGUCUCCAAACUUUCUAGUGGGAUUGGGAACAUCGGUGAGGUUGUGCGAUUAAUUGAAACAAUUGGAUUGAAUGAAAGCAGCCAGAAAUUUUCAGAAUCAAUGAAUGAGUUCACAAAAAUGGCCGAGGAGGAGAUAAUAAGAAUUCAAGCCCAAGAAAGUGUUGUUCUUACUCUAGUGAAGGAGAUAACUGAAUACUUCCAUGGAAACUCAGCUAAGGAAGAAGCUCACCCUUUCAGAAUCUUCAUGGUGGUGAGGGACUUUCUUACUAUUCUUGACCGGGUCUGCAAGGAAGUCGGCACGAUAAAUGAGCGAACAACAGUUAGUUCUGCCCAUAAAUUUCCUGUUCCAGUGAACCCAAUGCUGCCACAAGUUAUUCCUACAAGGCAGCAUAACACUUCCUCUGAUGAUGAGAGUGCAUCUCCCAAGUUUCAUGGCUCAUUGCUGGGUGACCUUUGACUGCAUCUAGCUACUCUGCUUAGAAUAGCUACUGGUUCGGCCAUUUUGUAGUUUUAUAUAUUUGUUUUUCAUUAAUCUGUGUAAAUCCAUGUAAAGGAUUUUGAGUUCAUCCUAUAGAUAACAUACAAAGAUAAUUUUUUUUUUUCCUUCUUUUCACGUAGAAUAAGUCAGUAUGUUGAAAUUUUGGGAUAUGUAUUGUAAUCAGUUGAACCUAUGUGGAUUAUAAGUGGUAAAAUGAUGUUCAAUAUAAAAGAUUGGCUGGCUCUUAUGGUUUCAGGUA